AUUAUAUAACUAUACAUGUAUAUGUGCUUAAUCUAUAUUAUACAGUAUAUCCGUAUUUACAAUUAAUAUCUAAUAUGAAGUGGUUUACAUACUUUUUGAAAAUCCCACAAGGUGGAAAUAGCCAAUUAUACAGUGCGGGACUUUCUAUCAGGAAAUUUUUGUUUCGUUUUCGUUUAUACUUCGACUGUUGUGUGUUGUACCACACAUCGAAUUAAAGUGAGAGAGUUGUAUGCUAGAACCAUGUGAAUUUACACAAUGAAUAACAAUGGUACAACUCAAAUCAAACUUAAAGUUGUCCUGAUUGGUGAUGCAGCAGUUGGAAAGACAUCGCUGUCUGUAAGAUUUACAGAAGACAAAUUUGGAGACAACUAUAGAUAUACCAUAGGAGGAAGUUACUGUACCCGAUCCUUAUACGUUGCCAAUAAGAAGAUAAUGUUCCAGAUAUGGGACACUGCUGGUACUGAACGUUUUAAAAGUAUCGUCCCAUUUUACCUUAGGGAUGCAGAUGUUGCCAUAGUAGCCUAUGAUAUCACUGAAAGGAACACAUUUGAGAACAUCAAACAAUGGCUUCGACUGUUACAAGAGAGUGCCCCUGAAACCAUCAAAUGUGCUUUAGUUGGUAACAAAAGUGAUUUGCUUGAAAAACGACAAGUGACGACACAGGAGGCACAUACAUUUGCAGAUGAACACGGUCUCUAUUUUCUGGAAACAUCUGCAAAAACUGGUCAGAAUAUACAACAGCUCUUCAUGGAUAUAGGUUCUAUAUUUGUCGAAGGUCCUCUGAAACAAAACAGAAACAGUUCUGUCAUCACAGUGACGGAAUCAAGUGAUCCUCCUGAGGCAGGGAAAUGCUGUCGUUGAUAGACUUUGCGUUAUGGUGAUUUUUAACAUCAGUCUCGAAAUUUCACAUUGAAUAACAUUACUACCAAAAUAGUUACAUUGCGUAUGAAUAGUGCUAUACUGCCAAAAUAGUUAUAUUGCAUGUGAAUAGUUAACCUGCCAAAAUCGUUCCAUUGUAUGUGAAUACCAGUAACUCAACUGCCAAAACAGUAACAUCGUAUGUGAAAAGUUAACCUGCCAAAAUAGCUAUAUCGCAUUGUGAAUAGUUAACAUGCCAAAAUAGUUCCAUUGUGUGUGAAUACUAGUAGCUCAACUGCCAAAACAGUAACAUCGCAUGUGAAAAGUUAACCUGCCAAAAUAAUUAAAUUUUAUAUUACUGUUCAGUGUGCUAACUACGACAGAUGAACGUAUAUCUUACAUACUAAUGUAUGUUUGAAGUAACGCGCUUUAAGAAUCGUUAAACAUUCCAUUGGCAUAUUGUUAUAUGAAUAGUUUGGCUCAGAUAAGUGUACUUACCCUUUUGAAGAAACGAGCUUCAAGAAUCGUUAUACAUUCCAUUGUCAUAUUGUUAUAUAAAUUGUUUGGCUCAGAUAAGUGUACUUACCCAAACAAGAUCGAGUUGCUGACCUGUUCUUUUUUUUCGUAUUUGCAUUAACUGUUUUCGUUAUGUUUUGGACUUUCUUUUUUUUUUAGGGGCGGUUGGGGGGGGGGGGGGGGGGGGCUCUGCAUUGACAUAUGCUUAUGAAAUGUCACAUGUUAUAAUACAGCAUUAUUUGUAUCAUAUAAUGAUUCAUUAAUAUCACUGCAUAAUGAAGACUAUGAACAAGCUCACAGAGGAUUGGACAUUAUCUUCUAUGAAAUCUUUUUAAUACACUAACUUCUAAUGAUGCAACACUUGUAAGAAAUGUGUGAAUUUGUUGUAAAGAGUUUAGUUAUUUUAAAAACGAUGAUACCACAAGAUUUCGUUGUAUUCAGAAAAAAUGAAAACAACACGUUAUAAAUUUCAUGCGUCCGAAGCGCUUUUCUGGAUUUACCUUCAUUAGGAACGCCAAAAGCUGAAUAUUUGAAAACCGAAACCGAAACAAUUCACAUUGUGGAAAUUGGAGCAAUUACUGUAUUCGACAAAUGCAAGCUGUAUACUAUAUUCAGCUUGUAAUCAUUUCAGAUAUGCUAAAUUGAUUUCUGAAAUACUCUAUAAACAUUUCCAAAAUGUGCUUCACUUGUGGAGAGUUGUCUCAUUGGCAAUCAUACCACAUCUUCUUUUUUAUAUUCAUAAUAUAUCUUAACAGUACUGUGGAUUCAUUUAGUUUCGUUGAUAGCAAUUUUUAUGGAUCGAGGAAACAUUGUGUUUUCAUGGAUAUUUGAUUCGAAUUCCUAAUUUGGCAAAGUCAACCAACAAGCCUUGAAAAAAUGUUAAUUCGGUUGAACAUUUAAAUUAGUGGUUAACAUAUAACCAUGAAAUCAACGAAAUUUGUUUCCAACGAAUAAAUAUGAAUCUGCAGUAAAUAAAUAGUUUUCUGGGUAGAAAUAUGUAAAUCUUCUUAGUAGAGAAAAUUCCCCAGUUACAAUUCUUUAAACAUCGUUAAAGUGGCAUAAUAUGCUAUUUUGCUGAUAUAUAUAUACAUGUAUAUAUUGAAAACAUUUCAGUCCCUUUAUCAAACAAUUGCAAGAACGGGAUAUAUUGGAUAUUUAUGCGCAACUAGCAGUUAGUUUCGUCCAAUUUUGUCAAAAUAUGGCUGACUAUUAUUGUUUAUAUCCACUUCAUUUGAACUUUGGUUGAUAGUUGUCUCAUUGGCAAUCAAACCUCAUCUCCUUAUUUGUAUAUUAACAAAGUCGCCAUUUUAAAUUUAAUUUUCAACUACGAUAUAAAAUUAAACAGAACUAGGAGAUUCAUGAUUAUUAUACUAUAAUAGCACAUGCUCCCCCGACCCCCAGGUACUCAUGUAUGCUUUUUUUUUUCAUUUCAUUAAUAUUGGGGUGACUUGCCCAUCGGCAAUCUUUGAAGGUAACUUUAAUAGUUAAUAAUAUGUCGUACAUUCCCAAACUACGCACGAAACAUUUUUACGUUAUAACGGAUUCCUAGUAUUUUCUAUUUUUUUAUAUGGUUCUUUUAACAUUAUAAUAUACAUUUUAAGUAUGUUAAAAAUUCAGUUUUGAGAGUUUGAAUCAAUUUAGUGGACAUGCAUUUUGCAGCUAAUGUCGCUUUAAUAAUAUUUUUGAAAAGUUCGUUUGACUACAAAUCACAAACAAAAUGUUCCUUUUUCUACAAUGUUGUCAUGAACGUAGAUUCAACCAAUCAUCUUCCUCGCCUCAAAAUCAUCUUUGCCAUUGUCGUUGGCAUCAUCAUUGUUGAUUACUUUUAUACUUUUAUAACUUUUUGUUAUUUUAAUGUCUAAUACAUAACAAUAAAAAUUAUAAUUGCAAAACAA
Messenger RNA from Mytilus californianus (California mussel), 3269 nucleotides. RefSeq lists its product as uncharacterized. Gene Ontology annotation, molecular function: GTPase activity; GTP binding. The coding region runs from base 256 to 861 and encodes 201 amino acids. NCBI's taxonomy places the organism in Eukaryota, Metazoa, Mollusca, Bivalvia, Mytilida, Mytilidae. The transcript is spliced from 6 exons. The record is from RefSeq and is a predicted model, not a curated record.